GUUUCUAAUAACUAUUGUGAUAAUUGGAAUAAUUUCAUAGUUUAUCAAAGUAAGAAGAACUCUAUUAAUAAGGAUGAGUUAAAAUUUACCCGGUUAAUACACGGAAACCAUUUUGAUGGUCUUAUUAUAGUGGAUGAAUCAUACUUACGCCACAACAGCAAUAUAGAAUCAAAUGAUAAUACAUGUUUAAUAACUACAAAUAAGUGUGGAAUCUUUAAUAGUUACUUACGAAAUGUUUUUGUGUCCAAAGCUUCACUAAUUUUAAACUGUGGCUGUGUUUCUAAAGUUUUUGUGGAUGAAUUUGUUAUCUACUAGUGUGUAGUGCUGCGUGGGUGCGAUGAAAUUUCUUGCUCCAGUACUACCAGUUUUGGGAACGGCCAAAAUCUUAAACUCGGUCCCGAAGUUGGAGGACGAGAUACAAAAAUUUUUGCAGAGAUGCUCUUUGAAACCGCUACUGUCGUGGCUAAAAAUAGAGAUAAGUUGGAAUUAGUUCAGAGAUAUGAGGAAGCGGUUCAAACUUAUAAACAGUGCUCUGAAUUUCCUUUGUCGGUUAUUCGGCAAGGCACACGAAUUCUAAAUACUCAUAAAGUAACGGAUUCUUAUAUUGGUGACUACGCACUUAUCGAUGCUGUGACGUCAAUACACAACUCGACACUUCUUUCUUCCUUGGAGGAUUCCGUCCAUGUGACAAGCGGGGCUUACGUUGAUUCUUCUAUUAUUCAAUGGGGCUGUUCGGUUGAAACAAUGGCUGUCGUUAGUACAAGCCUCCUUUGCGAACAUUCUUAUGCAAAAAGCCAUGCCAAAGUCAGUCACUCUGUUGUGGCACCAAACAGCGGUGUUUCUGGGGGCGAGUGCACCUCUUCCCUUUUGGGUCCGUUUGUGGGAUUCCAUCACCAAGCGCUCCUCAUUGCUGCUUUAUGGCCGGAAGGUAAAGGGAACGUGGGUUACGGAGCAAACGUGGGGUCCAACCACACGUCGAAGGCGCCCGACCAGGAGAUAUGGCCUGGUGAGGGAGUCUUUUACGGGCUUGGUUGCAGUAUUAAAUACCCAACGAACAUGAGCGAGGCGCCCUACUCUGUAAUUGCUUCUGGCGUCUGCACACUUCCUCAACGAGUUGCAAUGCCUUUUUCGCUUAUUAACUCUCCAAGCACUUUUCUUUCAGACGUGAGCCCCGCAUUAAACGAGAUUAUUCCUGGAUGGGUCUUGAAAGAAAAUAUAUAUGCUGUCUUAAGGAAUGAGAGGAAAUUUCAGGAGAGAAAUAAAGCUCGACGAAACAUUUUUGAUACCACUAUAUUUCGCCCAAUUAUCGCUGGGAUGCUGGAGAAGGCUAGAGCCGCCCUUAUGCAGCCUAGGGGCAACAAAAAUUUCCCGGUUUUCCUCGAAGGGGAUAUAGCUGGUAUCGGAAAAAACUACUUGACGGAAAUAAACCGAAAGCAGGGCAUCGAAGUAUACACCUUUUAUCUUCGCUUUUACGCUCUCCAAGGAUUGUAUUUCCGUAUUAAAAAACUAGGGUUUCCUAAGGCAACCAGUCUCGAAGAGGACCUGGCGGAUCCCGUCUGGAUGCACCAACGCAGCGUUAUUAUUAAAGAGUUUCCGGAAGUUGAGAUGGCCUCUCCAUUUCAGCUGCUCCAUCACUAUAAAGAUAUGCUAAAAAAAAUCGGAGAGUCGGCUCUUAUUUCAAAGCAAAGGGACGACCAGCGCGGGAUGAAAAUAUUUCCGGAUUAUAAAGUUGUGCACGUUUUAGCUGAAAAAGAUUCUUUCGUUAAUGAUACUCUGGAACGCAUUCGACUUACAGUAAGUGAAAUAAGAGAAUGGGAGAGUUUGUCUGCUAAAAACGAAUAA
Zophobas morio is the source of this 1842-nucleotide messenger RNA. RefSeq lists its product as uncharacterized. The transcript has 13 exons. The coding region runs from base 436 to 1842 and encodes 468 amino acids. Lineage: Eukaryota; Metazoa; Arthropoda; Insecta; Coleoptera; Tenebrionidae. The record is from RefSeq and is a predicted model, not a curated record.